This is a messenger RNA of Puccinia graminis f. sp. tritici CRL 75-36-700-3, 399 nucleotides long. RefSeq lists its product as uncharacterized. The record is from RefSeq and is a predicted model, not a curated record. The transcript has a single exon. Bases 1 to 399 code for a protein of 132 amino acids. NCBI's taxonomy places the organism in Eukaryota, Fungi, Basidiomycota, Pucciniomycetes, Pucciniales, Pucciniaceae.
AUGAAGGCAAUUAACUUAUACUUUGCCAUCAGCGCAUUAAUGUCCAAAGUCUUAUGUCUCUCGGAACGUAUCAAGCAUGGAGAAAUCCUGUAUCUGGUCUUUGACCAACAGUUUCCUGCUAACGAUAAAGGUAGCAUAUCUGAUUUUUUUCAAAUAAUGAAAAAUCCGUCCAUGGGAGCUGGUGAUAACAUGUUACAUUGCAAGAACUUAACCGGGCACAACCUUCGGAUUGUCAAUUCGGAGUACGAAUAUUUCAGCUUCCCGCCAUAUUCUGAGAUGGAGAUUCCCUGCUCUUAUAAAAAAACAGUGAUGGUAGCAACUUUCGAUCCUGUAGUGCCUCUUGACCAGGAGAUGUUCGAAAGAAUCGAGAGUCUUGCGAGGGAACAAGAAUAUAAAUGA